Molecule: messenger RNA, 393 nt
Organism: Arachis duranensis
Lineage: Eukaryota; Viridiplantae; Streptophyta; Magnoliopsida; Fabales; Fabaceae
Product: protein FAR1-RELATED SEQUENCE 5-like
Exons: 1
Coding region: 1-393 (130 amino acids)
Source: RefSeq, a predicted model, not a curated record
AUGGGGUAUAUUGCGUUCCAGAAGGGUGGAUAUCGUCAUGUUGGCUUCACACGCAAAGAUUUGUACAACCACAUUGAUCGUUAUCGUCGGUCGAAAGUUAAAAAUGGGGAUGCCAAUGCAGCAAUAAACUAUUUGAUUGGCAAGUCAAACAACGAUCCACUGUUCUUUGGAAAGUUUACGUUCACUAGUGACGAAAGGCUCGAGCAUAUUUUUUGGGCAGAUGGGCAGUCAAUUAUCGACUAUCACUGCUUUGGAGAUAUUGUUGCCUUUGAUUCAACCUACAUGAAGAAUAAAUACAACAAGCCUUUGGUCAUUUUCUCCAGAUGCAAUCAUCACGGGCAGACUGUAUAUUCGGCUCCGCCUACUAUCCGACAAAACCACAGAGACGUAUAA